Molecule: messenger RNA, 1637 nt
Organism: Melanotaenia boesemani (Boeseman's rainbowfish)
Lineage: Eukaryota; Metazoa; Chordata; Actinopteri; Atheriniformes; Melanotaeniidae
Product: NEDD4 family-interacting protein 1-like
Exons: 7
Coding region: 189-821 (210 amino acids)
Biological process (GO): metal ion transport; positive regulation of protein ubiquitination; ubiquitin-dependent protein catabolic process
Cellular component (GO): endoplasmic reticulum; perinuclear region of cytoplasm; Golgi apparatus
Molecular function (GO): WW domain binding
Source: RefSeq, a predicted model, not a curated record
AGCUUGACAAUAUUUUAAGCUCUAAGCAGGGAAGACAAGCAGUUUCCACCAGGUUUCCACUGAGGCAUGCGCUAAGUUCACAGUUACAACCGUUAUAUAAUUUUGUGACUUUGUUUGGUGUUUAUUUUAUUUUAUUUUUUGGUGGCGUAUUGGUUUCCGGUCCUUGACUGCUAGCUGUUCAAAGUGGGAUGGCCGAGCCAAGCCCAAGAUAUCAGCAGUUGCCCAAUGAGGAGGAUCCAGAGGAGAAUCCACAUGUAGCAGCUGAUGCUCCCCCUCCAUACAGCAGCAUUGCAGUGGACAGUUCUGCCUACUUUGACUUCAAGGAAGAUGGGGUUUUCCCGAAGCCUCCAUCAUAUAAUGUAGCAACGACGCUUCCUUCCUAUGACGAAGCAGAAAGAACUAAGGCUGAGACCUCUGCUCCUUUGGUUACCGGAAGAGAUGAAGACUUUGUGACCAGAGAUGAUUUUGAAGAUGCCGAUCAGCUGAGGAUAGGAAAUGAUGGCAUCUUCAUGCUCACCUUCUUCAUGGCAUUCCUGUUCAACUGGAUUGGUUUCUUCUUGUCUUUCUGCCUGACCACUUCAGCAGCUGGACGUUAUGGGGCCAUCUCUGGCUUUGGCCUCUCCCUCAUUAAAUGGAUCCUCAUAGUCAGAUUCUCCACAUACUUUCCUGGUUACUUUGAUGGACAGUACUGGCUGUGGUGGGUGUUUCUGGUAAUGGGCUUCCUGCUCUUUCUCCGAGGAUUCAUCAAUUAUGCCAGAAUCCGCAAGAUGGCUGACACCUUCUCCACUCUGCCCCACACCCGAGUCCUCUUCAUGUACUGAGCUCGCAAACAGAAAGUCUUCAUUGUGUUUUAUUUUCUUUCUUUUUUUUGUUGUUGUUUUUGGUUUCAGUAAGGCAUACUGUCUGGUGUUAUCCAAUCAGAAAGGGGGAAAAAAUUAAAAAAUUCCCUCUCUGCCGGAACCAACUUGGAUAGUUUGACAUCUGUUGACCCUUCUUGGUGUAAAACAGUUAAAGCUGUGAAAUCCAUCAAAUCCUUCAGUUGUUAGUGGUGAACUGUCAAGUGCUUUAUACAGUUAUGAAGAGUGUAAUGUUUAAAUGAAUGCCUUACUAUUUUAACUGUUGGCAGCAGCAGCAUGCACUGUUCUCCCUUUCAGCCACCAGGGGGCAGUCUUGUUUGUGUUAUUUUCACAAGCCAUCUGUGUAAAAUCUUUUUGCACAGAAAAAGGUGGUUCUCAUACCAAGGGUUAUGGGUUGAUAUAAGCAAUGUGAGAUAAUCUAUUUAAAUUUAAUGUGCUUUAGCUUCUUUUCUCCCUGUGAUGUUUGUUCCUUGUGAAACAUUAUGCGUUUCAUGUAAGACUUAAGCUGUAAAGGGAAAAUAGUUGCUGUUUUAUGGGGAUAUGGGCUUAAAAAUGUUUUGUAAAGAAAAAUCAGGAGCCAGUUUUCUCCAUGUGUCUUAAUGAUUUGUCCAUUUAUUUACUAAUCUUUAUUUUUCCUUUGUUAGAUGUUAAGUCUAGAUAGCCUGCAGGAAUAUUCAAGUUAGUCAGGAGCAGAGCUUUCUGGGUCAGGCUGAUAGUCUGUCAAUGGAGUGAGAUGUGCAUCUGAGCACUUCUGGUCAAAUAAAUAACUUCAGCACCCUA